AUGUCUACCACGACCACCGUUCAGACCGUUGCUCAGCCAGUUUUGAAGACUGAGCCCGCCCCCUCCAAGGACGCAGCUCCCAAAAAUGCUCCUCCCAGCAACGUCGCUGAUCUAGCGACUGGAGGCUACGAGUUCCCCGGAAUCCCCAAGAUCACAGAUCCCUACAAGAAGAGACAAUGGCAGCUCGAGCAUAUGGCCGGUGCCUUUAGGGUCUUUGCCAGAAAGGGCUUUACCGAGGGUACGAGUGGUCACAUUAGCGUCCGUGACCCUGUCGACCCAAACACCUUUUGGAUCAACCCCAUGGGCAAGCAUUUCGGUAUGCUCAAGGCCAGUGAUAUGGUCCAAAUCAACGAAGACGGACAAGUCAUCGGUGGAAACAAGGUCGCCAUCAACGCAGCCGGCUUCGUCAUCCACAGCGCUAUCCACCGUGCUCGCCCCGACGUUCACGCUGCGUGCCACAUGCACUCUCCCGCCGGAAAAGCCUGGUCGACUUUUGGCAGGCCCAUCGACAUCAUCAACCAAGAUUCGUGCCUCUUCUACAACACACAGGCCGUGUAUCAGGCCUUUGGAGGAGUCGUCCUUGGCGCUGAAGAGGGUCAGAACAUCGUCAAGGCACUGGGUGACAAGGGUCGCGUGAUCUUCCUCCAGAACCACGGUCUUCUCACAACAGGCGGCACAGUCGACGAGGCUGCGUACCUUUUCACCUGUCUGGAGCGAACUUGUGAAGUGCAACUGAUGGUCGAGGGCGCGGGGCUACCAAAGAACAUCAUCGGGGACAAGGAAGCCGAGUUCACUGCCAGAGUGAACGCUGACCCCGAGACACUCUACACCGAGUUCCAGCCGGAUUUCGAGUACGAGAUUUGGAAGUCCGGGGGAGAACUGUGCAAGGGAGAAUAA
Molecule: messenger RNA, 897 nt
Organism: Fusarium falciforme
Lineage: Eukaryota; Fungi; Ascomycota; Sordariomycetes; Hypocreales; Nectriaceae
Exons: 3
Coding region: 1-897 (298 amino acids)
Cellular component (GO): cytoskeleton
Molecular function (GO): actin filament binding
Source: RefSeq, a predicted model, not a curated record